This is a messenger RNA of Fusarium proliferatum ET1, 876 nucleotides long. RefSeq lists its product as uncharacterized. The record is from RefSeq and is a predicted model, not a curated record. The transcript is spliced from 6 exons. NCBI's taxonomy places the organism in Eukaryota, Fungi, Ascomycota, Sordariomycetes, Hypocreales, Nectriaceae. Bases 1 to 876 code for a protein of 291 amino acids. Gene Ontology annotation, cellular component: cytoplasm. Gene Ontology annotation, molecular function: aldehyde-lyase activity.
AUGUUGCUCAACCAGAUCAAAGACGAGUUGGCCGAGGCACGGGAGAUCUGCCGGAGUAACCUGGUAAAACAGGUCAUGAUGAACAAUCAGAUCGCCACAUCGUUCGGUCUUCGACUCUGCUCGUCCACCGAAAUACCUCUUAUCGCGAAGCGAGCUGGAUACUCGGCUAUACUCAUGAACCUUGAGCAUGCACCGAUUGGUAUUGAGACUAUGAGAGAUAUCUCUGUCGCUUGCCUCAACGUCGGAAUCACGCCCAUGGUUGUCGUGCCUACUUGCGAAGCUCAAUGGAUAUCUCGAUGCCUUGAUUCAGGUGCUCAGGCCAUAGUAGUACCGCAUGUCAACAAUGUUGAAGAGGCUCAAGUCUGUGUUAAUGCAGCAAAGUAUCCGCCGCUGGGCCGCCGGUCAUUGACCAUGGCUCAGCCUAUAACACAGUACACGACUCAUAUUCCGCACCAGGUUGUUGCACAGGUUAUCAAUGAUAAUGUCAUGAUUAUGCCCAUGAUUGAGACGGCCGAGGGUGUAUCGAAUGCAGAAUCCAUUGCAGCCAUCCCAGGAGUGGAUGCUCUUUUUAUCGGUUGCGCGGACUUGACAACGGAUCUAGGCAUCGCCGGUCAAUACGAUACGGUCGAAUUUCGCAAGGCUAUCGACGCCAUAUCUACAGCCGCUCAGAAUGCCAGUGUCAAUGGCCGCAAGGUCUUUGUCGGCCUUGGUGGCUUAGAGGGGAGACCAGAUCUUCUAGAGACCUUUGUCCAGCAAUAUUCCAACAUACGAUUUACCAUGGCUGGCCGCGAUCUAUCGAUGCUGGCAGCUGGCAUGUCACGACAGCUCGAAUCGAUUCGCGAUAUUUCCUCCCGUAUACAAGACAGCGAGGUAUAG